AUGCAUAUCCCACAUGGUGAUCCGUUACUUGUGCAUUUGAUGAUGUUUCACGAAGUAAGGUGUCAACACGUAUUUGAAAUGGGGAGGUUUCUUUUUGAUAUACAUGGGACACAUUUGGAUUUUGGUGAAACUGAAUAUAUUCUCAUUUGUGGUUUAAAAGUUGUUCCUUAUGUGGAUUUACUCCACGACGAAAAAGGUCGGUCAUAUUCAAAUCUUCGUUCUCGGUUGUUCCCAGAUAUUUAUGAUGUACGUUUGCGGCUGAAAGAUUUAGAAGACUUGAUUAUGUCCCCGAAUUAUUUGGCACUACAAGAUGAAGAUGAUGUGAUGCUUAUCCAGCUUGUUUUUAUGUUGAAGGGUCUCCACAGACGAGACGUUAAAACGGAUAUUCCCGCAGCAGUAUACAAGCUUGCUGAUAAUAAAGAUGAUUGGAAUAGGUUUGCAUUGGGUACGUAUUUAUGGACCUAUACUUCGUGUUUGAUGCGUGAAAUGUUUAAGAAAAUAGAAGAGUUUAGAAUAUUCAAGCAGGCCAAUCCCGAAUCCAAGAAACCUAACAACCAACCUAUUAAUGUCAUGGCAAUCCCGGAGGAGCUGAUGUUGUUGUUUUAUGUUCGCUAUGUCAAUUGGACUCUUAACCCUGUAGAGUCUCCCCCACGGCAACAUAGUCCGGUCCAAAAUAGUCCACUUGUUAUUGUCUCGCCUGCUCGAAGAAAGAUGUACAAGUCCGAAAUAGAAACAUCUUUGACAGAAUCUGACACAAAUGCUUCUUCCUUGCAACAUCUUGAAAUAGAAACAAUGUAUAUGUUAGACGACACAUCAAGGUUGGUAAAUAAGAAGAAGACGAGCACAAAGACAUUAGUGAAGCGUCUACUAGGCCGCAACGAAAGAGGGGUGUUCCAUGUUGCAAUCCACACCAAAAUUGAAGAAAUUCACCAAAGCAAAGAAAAAAAAGUAGUGGAGAGUCCUGAAAAAGCAAAUGAAGACAUUGUGAAUAAAGAGAGUAAUGACGUUUCAAAUUAUCUCCUGCUCGAUAGUGUUGAAGCUGCGAGUUUGUUGACUUUUUGGAGAGAAUGGAAUACAAUCUAUUCCAACUUGAACACUAAACAUAGGUUGCAUAUGAUCACACUGGAUGUGGAGUUUUGGUCGAGGUUACUUGCAGUUACUGAUGUUGGGUGGUUAUUUUCAUCGUGCCUUGUUCAUGGAAAGGCGGCCGUCGAACGCAAGGUGGACGAUAUUCCCUCAAGAACUCAAUUUGCAAAAUGGAAAAUCAUUUUUUCUUAG
Molecule: messenger RNA, 1278 nt
Organism: Lactuca saligna
Lineage: Eukaryota; Viridiplantae; Streptophyta; Magnoliopsida; Asterales; Asteraceae
Source: the annotation of a GenBank genome assembly